GAAUAUAUAGAAAGUAAGUAACGGAAAUUGGCUAAGUAAGUAACGUAAAGUCACAUGAUCUAUUACGUUACUUAUUGGCCACAUGAUCGCAUCAUGUUUAUUUGUUUAUCGAAUCUCGAGGGCAGUUCUUUCAGUCUCAAGGUAUUUUUCAUUUCAUCAUUUUUAGGUCCUUUAGUCCUUCCAGUUAUGCAAUUAAAGUUCAGUUGUUUUUCACUUUACGUUUCGUUUCUUAUUCAUUUUUUUAUUUUUUUUAUUUUGUUUCUGUUUCAUA
This is a messenger RNA of Rhizophagus irregularis DAOM 181602=DAOM 197198, 271 nucleotides long. The record is from RefSeq and is a predicted model, not a curated record. Lineage: Eukaryota; Fungi; Glomeromycota; Glomeromycetes; Glomerales; Glomeraceae.